This is a messenger RNA of Taeniopygia guttata (zebra finch), 3641 nucleotides long. It is a transcript of the gene PTGER3, whose product is annotated as prostaglandin E receptor 3. Lineage: Eukaryota; Metazoa; Chordata; Aves; Passeriformes; Estrildidae. Gene Ontology annotation, cellular component: plasma membrane. The record is from RefSeq and is a predicted model, not a curated record. Gene Ontology annotation, molecular function: prostaglandin E receptor activity. Gene Ontology annotation, biological process: phospholipase C-activating G protein-coupled receptor signaling pathway; positive regulation of cytosolic calcium ion concentration; adenylate cyclase-activating G protein-coupled receptor signaling pathway.
GGUCCCGCCCGUCCUUCAUAUAAAGCGGCCGCGCUGCCGCCGCCUCGGUGCCGGCUCCGUGCGGGACCCGGCGGCUCCGUGCCUGGUCUGUGCCGCUCUGUGCCGCUCGGUGCCGCUCCAUGCGGGAGCUGCCCGCUCCGGGAUGAGCCCCUGGCAGCAGCGGGCGCCCAACGGCAGCGCGGCCGGGCCGGGCCCGCGGGGGAACGGCACGGGCCGGGCGGCGGAGCGCGGCAGCGCCGUGUCCGUGGCCAUCCCGCUGACCAUGAUGCUGACGGGCGUGGCGGGCAACGCCCUGGCCAUGCUGCUCGUGUCCCGCAGCUACCGCGCCAAGGGCAGCCGCAGGAAGCGCUCCUUCCUGCUGUGCAUCGGCUCCCUGGCGCUCACCGACAUGCUGGGCCAGCUGCUCACCAGCCCCGUCGUCAUCUCCGUGUACCUGUCGGGCCGGCCCUGGGCGGCCAUGGACCCCUCGGGCCGCCUCUGCGACUUCUUCGGCUUCAGCAUGACGCUGUUCGGGCUGUGCCCGCUGCUGAUCGCCAGCGCCAUGGCGGUGGAGCGGGCUCUGGCCAUCCGCGCCCCGCACUGGUACGCGAGCCACAUCAGCCCGCGGGCCACCGAGCGCGGCCUGGCGGCCAUCUGGGCGGCCGCCGCGGCCUUCGCGCUGCUGCCGCUGGCGGGGCUGGGCCGCUACGCGCUGCAGUGGCCCGGCACCUGGUGCUUCAUCAGCGCGGCCGGCGGCAGCGCCUUCGCCGCCGCCUUCGCCGCGCUGGGGCUGCUGUCCCUGGCGGUCACCGCCGCCGGCAACCUGGCCACCAUCGGGGCGCUGCUGGCCCGCUGCCGCGCCGGGCCCGGCUCCCGCUGGGGCCGCAUCGCCACCGAGACGCUGCUGCAGCUGCUGGGCAUCAUGUGCGUGCUGGCCGCCUGCUGGGCCCCGCUGCUGGUGACCAUGCUGAGGAUGGCGUGGGAGCCGGCGGGCGGGCGCUGCCGGGGCGGGCAGGGCUGGGCGCCGCGCAGGGAGUGCACCCUGCCGCUGACGGCCGUGCGCCUGGCCUCGCUCAACCAGAUCCUGGACCCCUGGGUGUACCUGCUGCUGCGCCGCAUGCUGCUGCACCAGUGCCGCCAGGCCGCCGGCGCCGUGUCCCGCUGCCCCAGCGCCGACUGCGGCCACAGGGACCGCGCCCUCAGCCUGGCCCAGGAGAUCCGCCACACCGGCACCGCGGUCUGAGGGGACAGCACCGCCAUGGCCUGGGGGACAUCAUUGCGGUCUGAGGGGACAGCUGCCAUGGCCUGGGGGGACAUCACUGCGGCCUGAGGGGACAGCCACCAUGGCCUGGGGGACAGCCGCCAUGGGCUGGGGGGACAGCCGCCAUGGGCUGAGGGGACAUCCAACAUGGCCUGAGGGGAUAUCCACCAUGGCCUGAGGGGACAUCACUGCGGCCUGAGGCGAUAUCCACCAUGGCCUGAGGGGACAUCACCGCCGCCUGAGGGGAUAUCCGCCAUGGCCUGAGGGGACAUCUACCAUGGCCUGAGGGGACAUCCACCAUGGCCUCUGAAGGGACAGCCGCCAUGGCCUCUGAGGGGAUAUCCACCAUGGCCUGAGGGGACAGCCGCCAUGGCCUGAGGGGACAGCUACCAUGGCCUGAGGGGACAGCACCGCCAUGGCCUGGGGGAUCAUCACUGCGGCCUGAGGGGACAGCACCGCCAUGGCCUGGGGGGACAGCCGCCAUGGCCUGAGGGGACAUCACUGCCGCCUGAGGGGAGAGCCGCCAUGGCCUGAAGGGACAUCCACCAUGGCCUGAGGGGACAUCCGCAAUGGCCUCUGAGGGGACAGCCACCAUGGCCUGAGGGGACAGCCGCCAUGGCCUGAGGGGACAGCCGCCAUGGCCUGGGGGAACAUCCACCACGGCCUGAGGGGACAGCCACCAUGGCCUCUGAGGGGACAGCUGCCAUGGCCUGAGGGGACAGCCGCCAUGGCCUGAGGGGACAGCACCGCCAUGGCCUGAGGGGACAGCCGCCAUGGCCUCUGAGGGGAUAUCCACCAUGGCCUCUGAGGGGAUAUCCACCAUGGUCCUUGAGGGGAUAUCCACCAUGGCCUGAGGGGACAGCCACCAUGGCCUGAGGGGACAUCCACCAUGGUCCUUGAGGGGAUAUCCACCAUGGCCUGAGGGGACAGCCGCCAUGGCCUGAGGGGACAUCCACCAUGGCAUGAGGGGACAGCCGCCAUGGCCUGAGGGGACAUCCACCAUGGCCUGAGGGGACAUCCAUCAUGGCCUGAGGGGACAGCCGCAAUGGCCUCUGAGGGGACAGCCACCAUGGCCUGAGGGGACAUCCCACAGCUCCAGGAGCUGUGGGCAACUGGAAACCCUGCUGGGAAUCUGCUCCAUGAUGGCAACCCCUCAUGGUGUCACUGCUUGGACCCAGAGCGCCAAAUUCUCCCUGCAGGGUGCCAGAAGCGCAGGACAGGACACUCCAUGGUCACGGUGGCUGAGCUGGGAUGAGGGCACUCCAUGGUCCCUGCAGAACGAGACAAGGACAUUCCACAGUCACUGCAAACAGCAUGAGGACAUUCCACGGUCACUGCAAACAGCAUGAGGACAUUCCACGGUCACUGCCACUGGUGGCUGAGCUGCAGAACGAGAUAAGAACAUUCCAUGGUCACUGCCACUCAUGGCUGAGCUGCAGAAGGGAUUAGGACAUUCCACGGUCACUGCCACUGAGGCUAGGCUGCAGAACGGGAUGAGGAGAUUCAUGGUCGCUGCAGAACGGGUUGAGGACGUCCCAAGGUCACUGCCACUCAUGGCUGAGAUGAACAGUAGGAGGUCUUGUGAGCCUAAAGUAGAGCCUGAGGGGGUCUCUCUUGCUUUAAGGUGGAAAAAAUUACUUUACGCAGAUUCUAGAGAUGGAAUUACUGAAGGGACUCACUCCUAAGAAUGUUUAAUACUAACUUGGUCUCCUUCAGAGAGUCCUUCCUUUUUUCUGGAAGGGCAAGGGGAGAUAGGGAGAGAAACCACAGGAAUAAGGGAGAAAAAAAAGAAAUUUGAUUGGAUUUCAGUGUCUUAAAACUGAGCAGGGGUUGUAGCAAUGAUGGAACACCCAUCCCCUCCAAGAACUGAGGCAGCACGAGUGUCCUGAGCCACGGGUGUGUCCUGAUAAACACUCGUCCAGGUGGCAGCUGGAGGGAGCUUGAGGAGGAUGAGCAGUUCCAAUCCAUUUGUGCCACAUCUGAGGCUUAUUUUUUAAAAAGCUGUGUCUUAACACAUUUUCUUCACCCUUUUGGAGCGGACAGCCUCUCGUGUCUCCUGUUUUGUGGCCUUCGGGGUGAAGUUAAAUACAAAUACAGUGAAAUAUACUUGAUAUUCCAUGUGCCAGGUACUGUGGAAUUCAGGGGUCUUACAGGCAAAUGAAGUCCUGCAUCUGUGAGGAAUUUCUUGCACAAAACCUUUACUUUUACGCUAUUUAAUUUGUUUAUGAAAGUAACUCCUCAGCAAAGAAUCUGUGCCUUCACUUUUGUUCUGCAUUGUCUGAUUCUUGUCCACGUAAAUCUGUUUUUAUCCGGGUGAUGUCUGAGUCCAGUCUAAAAGCCAAGGUCUAGCUUUAAUUGAAGACCCAGCCUAAAACCAAUGGAUUAAAUGUCUUUUUUAGUU